Molecule: messenger RNA, 1714 nt
Organism: Gastrolobium bilobum
Lineage: Eukaryota; Viridiplantae; Streptophyta; Magnoliopsida; Fabales; Fabaceae
Product: ACT domain-containing protein ACR9-like
Exons: 6
Coding region: 185-1444 (419 amino acids)
Source: RefSeq, a predicted model, not a curated record
CAUAAAUUUUAUUAUAACAAGAAAAAAAAACCGUUUCAUUUAUUAUUUAUCAAUUCCGUUCUUUCGUGAUCUGUAUGCAACUCACGUUUUCAUAUAUAAACUCCAUUCGCCGGAGCCACCAUUGCGAGCUCCGGCGAUGCUUUUUCCGGCGGUCAUUCUCCCCUGAACCCACCACUUCUUAGUCAUGGGUAUGCUAUGGGACGACGUCGUUGUGAUCCGACAGGGGAGAGACCCCGAUGAGCCUUGCGUCGUCACGGUCAAUUGCCCCGACAAGGCUGGUCUCGGUUGUGAUCUUUGCCGAAUCAUCCUCGAGUUCGGUCUUCGCAUUACCAGAGCUGAUAUUUCAACGGAUGGAAGAUGGUGCUACAUCGUGUAUUGGGUUGUUCCACAUCCUUCAUCUCUCAAAGUUGAUUGGGAAAGCUUGAAGACUAGGCUCCUCUCAGCUUGCCCUUCCUUUUUAUUUUCCUAUCACUUCAAUCAACAGUCUACUAGUCCUUCACCGCCUCCAAUUUACCUAUUGAAGGUUUGGAUUAUUGACCAAAAAGGAUUACUACAUGAUAUUAAUGAAAUCCUCUGCAACCUUCAACUUAUUAUUCAGAGAGUCAAAGUGAUGCCAACCCCAGAUGGCAGGGCCUUGGACCUGUUCUUUAUCACCGAUGGAAUGGAAUUGUUGCACACAAAAAAGAGGCAAGAUUAUGUAUGUGAAUAUCUGAUGGAUGCUUUAGGAGAGAGGUGCAUCUCCAGUGAACUUCAGUUGGCUGGGCCUGAAUAUGGACAUUUGCAGGGCUUUUCUUCUCUUCCACCAGCUUUUGCUGAAGAAUUAUUUAGUUCUGAGCUGUUAGACAAGGUGUCUGUGCAUCCUCUCAGCCAAGAUAUGACAACACUGAAGAAGCCAACUGUUAUGAUGGAUAAUUCAAUGAGCCCAGCUCAUUCCUUGCUUCAGAUACAGUGUGUUGACCAGAAGGGCUUGUGUUAUGACAUUAUGAGGAUUUCUAAGGACUCUGAUAUUAAGGUUGCUUAUGGUCGAUUCUCUUCAAGUGUGAAAGGCUUUCGAAAUAUUGAAUUAUUUGUUAAGCAAAUAGAUGGGGAAAAGAUCAUAGAUCCUGAAAGUCAGAAAACUUUGUGUUCUUGCUUAAAAGAAGAGAUGCUUCAUCCAUUGCGGGUGAUUAUAGUGAACCGUGGUCCAGAUACAGAACUACUUGUUGCUAAUCCUGUAGAGCUGUGUGGAAAGGGAAGACCCCGUGUAUUCUAUGAUGUUACAUUGGCUUUAAAAGCGUUGGGAGUUUUCAUUUUCUCGGCUGAAGUUGUUAGGCAUUCAACACAAGAACGCCAGUGGGAAGUGUACAGGUUUUUGUUGGAUGAAAGCCGUGAAUUUCCUUUGAGUAGCAGCCAAGCAAGAAGUCAGAUUGUGGACAAAGUUAGAAGAACAUUGAUGGGUUGGUAAGAAGCACUAUUUGUGCUAUGUGCCUUUUAAUGCCUUCCCUUUAUAAACCAUCUCAACUUGGUUUACCCUUUAAAUUUGGUUUAGGUAGUAGCAAUUAGUAAUUAACUACAAUCAUAUAAUUUUAGCAUUUGUAGUUCAUCUUAUGUUUCUUUUCUUUGGCUUUAGUAAUAAAUUUUAUGUACAUUGGUUUUUCUGUACAAACGUCUAAGUCACAUGAUAAUUUUCUUUGGCAAAUUUCGAUGCAUGGAAUGCGCUACCAAUGAACUGGAU